UCAAAAUUCAGAAAUAAUAGAAAUACUCCCUGGGAAAGCUGAUACAAUAAAUAAGGAUCAGUUGCAAGAACUUUUGAAAGAUUUAAGAGUCUCUUUCACUCAAGUUGCAAUCACAAUUGCUAGUUCUAGAGGAGAAGAAAAAAAGGAGCUGACCCAUUGGAAAAGUGAAGAAAAACGCCGUGAGCCACAAAAGACAUUAUGUGUUAUACUUGUGGCAAAGUUGGCCAUAUAUCCCAGUACUAUAUAUCAGAAAAAGUACCAAAAAAGGACAACAAUGAAAAGAGAGAAAAAAGAUAACAGCCCUAUGAAGGAAACAGUAAAAAAAUGGCUUAAGCCCAACCCAAAACUCGAUGGAAAACCCACCUGA
Messenger RNA from Dentiscutata erythropus, 367 nucleotides. The record is from the annotation of a GenBank genome assembly. Lineage: Eukaryota; Fungi; Glomeromycota; Glomeromycetes; Diversisporales; Gigasporaceae.